Ruditapes philippinarum (Manila clam) is the source of this 1245-nucleotide messenger RNA. RefSeq lists its product as uncharacterized. Bases 81 to 911 code for a protein of 276 amino acids. The transcript has 6 exons. The record is from RefSeq and is a predicted model, not a curated record. NCBI's taxonomy places the organism in Eukaryota, Metazoa, Mollusca, Bivalvia, Venerida, Veneridae. Gene Ontology annotation, biological process: regulation of cell population proliferation.
AACAGUCCGAGAGUCUCCUUCAAUAAGCUCAGUGAUCAACAAACGAGCAAAGUUAGAUAUUGUUCUCUGAUAGUUUACUGAUGAAACCAGCUUUAGGAAUGGAAACUGGAAAGACUGAUAUUGGCACGGUGAUUGGAACGAAUGCGCAUGAAAAGGUUCAAAAUGAAGCAUCAAAGGGAUUUUCAAAUAAAAGAAUAAUAGUUGGAGUGGUAACUGGUGUCGUUGCCGUGGCAGCUGUUGCAACUAUUAUCCUUGUGUCUGUUUAUUUUGGAUCGGAAAUAACAACAGAAUCGUUCAAGACUGUACGGCAAACAUUCAAAUCCGACAAAGGGGAAGUAAUUGAAGAGGAAACUAAUGUAACCAAAACAGAGGUUGACGUGCGGAUUCCUAAUGUGGCUGGGGUCAUCUAUGAUUACAAAAAUGGCAUAGUUGUGACACGGUUUGUUGAUAGAGAGAGCAAUACACAAAGCGAAUGUAUUGCACAGCAUAUUAAUGAGACCGAAGCUCCAAGUCGAGACCCUAACGAUUAUUCAAGUGGAGAGGUUGACAUCCACCAAAAUGAGGAUAACGAGGAAAGAGAGGCUGAGAAGCAAGAGUGGGUAAGGACAGAUACCGAGGUUCCGCAAUAUCUGAUUUCUGAAAAGGUUGAAAGAAUGUGCAGGGGAACAAAAAUCUAUUGGAUGAAAAAGGUACAAAGACAGAGCGGUGGUGUGGAGAAACGAUAUGUAUGUCCGUCCUAUUACAGAUAUGUUCGCUGCGUUCCCUACAGAUAUCCAUGCGCUUAUCUUUGUUACGUCAGAAUCUACUGCAGAACCACGGGAAGGCUCGUCCGAUCAUAUUACGCGUAUGGGUGCAAAAUAUAUUGUGUUCCAGGCCGUUUCAAUCCAAUAUGUCCGAUAAGGAGAAAAUAAACCAAUAUGUUUUUUUGCUUCUAAAGGUUUAUUUUCAAAACAAAUUUAAAUUACCGUAUAUUUUCAAUGACUUACUUUUUUGAAUGUGAUUAUAUACCUAUAUCUGUAAUGAACUUUACUAUUCUUUGCCGAAUCAUUUAUAAAGAUAUGAAACAUAGAUUUCUUGCAAUUUAACAUGACAAAAGUCUAUAACAUAUAUGUUAUGCGAUUGAAAAUGUACUCGUAUUUUAUAUUAAGAGAUUCAUUUUGCUGUAGCUUUUACUAACUAUUUCUUUCUUCUUCAACGUUUAUGUUUAAUUAUAACUAAUCAGAAAUAAAAACUUUUUUUCAACGA